Molecule: messenger RNA, 7401 nt
Organism: Coccinella septempunctata (seven-spotted ladybird)
Lineage: Eukaryota; Metazoa; Arthropoda; Insecta; Coleoptera; Coccinellidae
Gene: Prp8
Product: pre-mRNA-processing-splicing factor 8
Exons: 27
Coding region: 161-7261 (2366 amino acids)
Biological process (GO): mRNA splicing, via spliceosome; spliceosomal tri-snRNP complex assembly
Cellular component (GO): U5 snRNP; catalytic step 2 spliceosome
Molecular function (GO): U2 snRNA binding; metallopeptidase activity; U5 snRNA binding
Source: RefSeq, a predicted model, not a curated record
CCUCACUAUUUUAUGUUCUAAUGAAGCGUUUACAAACGUAUUUAUUAAAAAAGGUUUAGAAAUGUUUCAUGAGUGUAUAAUAACAAAAAUUUAAUUAUUCUGGUUUGAUAAUAGGUAAAGAGUGAAAUCUUUCAUUCAUUGAGGGUCAGACCCGUACAAAAUGUCGAUUCCCCCUUAUUUAAUGGGGCCCAACCCCUGGGCCGCAAUGAUGGCCCAGCAACAAUUAGCGGCUGCUCAUGCACAAGCUCAGGCUCAUGCUGCCGCAGCUCAGGCACACGCUCAUGCUUUGCAACAGCAGAUGCCUCCACCACAUCCAAAACCAGAUGUGAUGACAGAGGAUAAACUCCAGGAAAAAUCACAGAAAUGGCAGCAACUUCAAUCGAAAAGAUUUGCCGAUAAACGUAAACUGGGAUUCGUUGAGGCACAGAAGGAGGACAUGCCUCCCGAGCAUAUCAGAAAGAUUAUUAGAGAUCACGGUGAUAUGAGCAGCAGGAAAUACAGACAUGAUAAGAGAGUCUACCUUGGGGCUCUGAAAUAUAUGCCGCAUGCGGUUAUGAAGCUGUUGGAAAAUAUGCCAAUGCCCUGGGAGCAGAUACGAGAUGUUAAAGUACUGUAUCAUAUUACGGGAGCUAUAACAUUUGUGAAUGAAAUACCAUGGGUGAUUGAGCCUGUUUAUAUUGCUCAGUGGGGAACAAUGUGGAUUAUGAUGAGGAGGGAAAAAAGAGAUCGUCGUCAUUUCAAACGUAUGAGGUUUCCUCCGUUCGAUGACGAAGAACCCCCUUUAGAUUAUGCUGAUAACGUAUUAGAUGUUGAACCUUUAGAGGCCAUUCAAAUUGAGUUAGACGCCGAUGAGGAUUCUGCAAUUGCCAAGUGGUUUUACGAUCACAAACCGUUAGUUGGCACUAAAUAUGUGAACGGUUCCACUUAUAGAAGAUGGAAUCUAACCCUACCAAUGAUGGCUACCCUUUAUAGGCUGGGAAAUCAGUUAUUAACGGAUUUAGUUGAUAAUAAUUACUUCUAUCUCUUCGAUACCAAAAGUUUCUUCACAGCCAAAGCCUUGAACAUGGCUAUUCCCGGGGGUCCAAAAUUUGAACCAUUGAUAAAGGAUAUGAAUCCUGCGGAUGAAGAUUGGAAUGAGUUUAACGAUAUUAAUAAGAUAAUAAUUAGACAACCUAUCAGAACAGAAUACAGGAUAGCUUUUCCGUAUCUUUACAAUAACAUGCCACAUUUCGUCCAUCUGUCUUGGUACCACACUCCCAAUGUAGUCUACAUCAAAACUGAAGAUCCCGAUCUGCCUGCGUUCUAUUUCGAUCCUCUGAUCAAUCCUAUUUCCCAUCGCCACGCCGUCAAGAGUUUGGAACCUCUACCCGAAGACGACGAAGAGUAUAUUUUACCCGAUACCGUACAACCGUUCUUGCAAGAAACUCCCUUGUACACCGACAACACAGCCAACGGUAUAGCUCUCCUGUGGGCCCCGAGACCUUUCAACAUGAGAUCAGGUCGGUGCCGAAGAGCCAUCGAUAUUCCCCUGGUGAAAAGUUGGUACAUGGAACACAGCCCUCCCGGCCAACCCGUGAAGGUCCGCGUCAGUUACCAGAAACUCUUGAAGUACUACGUCUUGAACGCCCUCAAACACAGGCAUCCGAAGCCGCAGAAGAAGAGGUACCUCUUCAGGUCGUUCAAGGCCACCAAAUUCUUCCAAACCACCAACAUCGACUGGGUGGAGGCCGGUUUGCAGGUCUGCAGACAGGGCUACAACAUGCUCAAUCUGCUCAUUCACCGAAAGAACCUGAAUUACCUCCAUCUGGAUUAUAAUUUCAACCUGAAGCCGGUGAAGACUUUGACGACGAAGGAGAGGAAAAAGUCCAGGUUCGGAAAUGCGUUCCAUCUGUGCAGGGAGAUUUUACGAUUGACGAAACUUAUAAUAGAUUCUCACGUGCAGUACAGGCUGAACAACGUGGACGCUUUUCAACUCGCCGACGGUCUUCAGUAUAUUUUUGCACACGUGGGUCAGUUGACGGGGAUGUACCGUUACAAGUACAAACUUAUGAGGCAAAUCCGGAUGUGCAAGGAUCUGAAGCAUCUGAUCUAUUACAGAUUCAAUACGGGUCCCGUGAGCAAAGGUCCGGGAUGCGGUUUCUGGGCCCCCGGUUGGAGAGUGUGGCUGUUCUUCAUGCGCGGCAUAACCCCCCUGUUGGAGAGGUGGCUCGGAAACCUGCUGUCGCGUCAAUUCGAAGGUCGUCACUCCAAAGGCGUGGCUAAGACGGUCACCAAACAGAGGGUGGAGUCUCAUUUCGAUCUCGAACUGAGGGCGUCCGUCAUGCACGACAUCGUUGAUAUGAUGCCCGAGGGCAUCAAGCAGAACAAAGCCAGGACCAUACUGCAACAUUUGUCCGAAGCUUGGAGAUGUUGGAAGGCUAAUAUUCCGUGGAAAGUGCCCGGUUUACCGAUUCCCAUAGAAAACAUGAUCCUUCGUUACGUGAAAAUGAAGGCCGAUUGGUGGACCAACACGGCCCAUUAUAACAGGGAGAGAAUCCGUCGUGGCGCAACUGUAGAUAAGACCGUUUGUAAGAAGAACUUGGGCCGACUGACCAGGUUAUAUCUGAAGGCGGAACAGGAACGCCAACAUAACUACCUGAAGGACGGUCCGUACAUCUCCCCCGAAGAAGCUGUCGCGAUUUACACGACCACGGUGCACUGGUUGGAAUCCAGGAGGUUCGCGCCCAUACCUUUCCCGCCACUGUCGUACAAGCACGACACCAAACUCUUGAUUCUGGCGUUGGAAAGGCUAAAAGAGGCGUACAGCGUGAAAUCCAGGCUGAACCAGAGUCAGAGGGAGGAAUUGGGACUGAUCGAACAGGCCUACGAUAAUCCCCACGAGGCGCUGUCCAGGAUAAAACGUCAUCUGUUGACGCAGCGCGCGUUCAAAGAGGUGGGUAUCGAGUUUAUGGAUCUCUACAGUCACCUGAUACCGGUCUACGAUGUCGUACCCCUGGAGAAGAUAACGGACGCGUACUUGGAUCAGUAUUUGUGGUACGAAGCCGAUAAGCGAAGGUUGUUCCCGCCCUGGAUCAAACCCGCCGAUACUGAACCGCCGCCGCUUUUGGUAUACAAAUGGUGUCAAGGCAUCAACAACCUGGCGGAAGUGUGGGACGUGGGCGAGGGCGAGUGCAACGUCUUGCUCGAGUCGAAAUUCGAAAAGCUCUACGAAAAAAUCGAUCUGACCCUCCUGAACAGACUGCUACGUCUGGUCGUCGAUCACAACAUCGCCGAUUACAUGACGGCGAAGAACAACGUCGUCAUCAACUACAAGGACAUGAACCACACGAACAGUUACGGCGUCAUCAGGGGACUGCAGUUCGCCUCUUUCAUCACCCAGUACUACGGUCUGGUGCUGGACCUGUUGGUGCUCGGUCUGCAGAGGGCCAGCGAGAUGGCCGGCCCGCCUCAGAUGCCCAACGAUUUCCUCACCUUCCAGGACGUCCAGACGGAGACAUGCCAUCCGAUACGGCUGUAUUGUCGUUACGUCGAUAAGAUCCACAUGUUCUUCAGGUUUUCAGCUGAAGAGGCCCGGGACCUGAUCCAGAGAUACCUGACGGAACACCCUGAUCCGAACAACGAAAACAUCGUUGGAUAUAACAAUAAGAAGUGUUGGCCGAGAGACGCGAGAAUGCGGUUGAUGAAGCACGACGUCAAUCUAGGACGCGCCGUGUUCUGGGACAUCAAGAAUCGUCUACCUAGAUCUGUCACCACCAUUCAGUGGGAGAACAGUUUCGUCAGCGUGUACUCUAAGGAUAACCCCAAUCUGUUAUUCAAUAUGUCCGGAUUUGAAUGUAGGAUUCUUCCAAAGUGCCGAACCCAACACGAAGAAUUCAACCACCGCGACGGCGUGUGGAAUUUGCAGCACGAAGGCAGCAAAGAGAGGACUGCUCAGUGUUUCUUGAGGGUGGACGAUGAGUCCAUGGGGCGUUUCCACAAUCGCGUGAGGCAGAUUCUGAUGGCUUCCGGAUCAACCACCUUCACCAAGAUCGUGAACAAAUGGAAUACCGCUCUGAUCGGUUUGAUGACCUACUUCCGAGAGGCCGUCGUGAACACCCAAGAACUGCUUGACCUACUGGUGAAAUGCGAGAACAAAAUUCAGACCCGUAUCAAGAUAGGUCUGAACUCGAAAAUGCCCAGUCGUUUCCCCCCCGUGGUCUUCUACACUCCCAAGGAAUUGGGAGGGCUCGGGAUGCUGUCCAUGGGUCACGUCCUCAUCCCUCAGUCCGACUUGCGGUGGUCCAAACAGACGGACGUGGGAAUCACCCAUUUCCGAUCAGGUAUGAGCCACGACGAAGAUCAGCUGAUCCCCAAUUUGUACCGUUACAUCCAACCCUGGGAAUCCGAAUUUAUCGACUCUCAGAGGGUGUGGGCGGAAUACGCCCUCAAGAGGCAAGAAGCGAAUGCCCAAAAUAGGAGGUUGACCCUGGAAGAUCUGGAAGAUUCCUGGGACAGGGGUAUACCGAGAAUUAACACCCUCUUCCAGAAGGAUCGUCACACUCUUGCCUACGACAAAGGUUGGAGGAUAAGAACGGAAUUCAAACAAUACCAGGUACUGAAACAAAAUCCUUUCUGGUGGACGCAUCAAAGGCACGACGGUAAACUGUGGAAUCUCAACAACUACAGGACCGACAUGAUUCAGGCGUUGGGAGGUGUGGAGGGAAUUCUUGAACACACUCUUUUCAAAGGAACUUAUUUCCCCACGUGGGAGGGUCUUUUCUGGGAAAAGGCGUCCGGUUUCGAGGAAUCGAUGAAAUACAAAAAGCUGACCAACGCCCAGAGGUCCGGUCUGAACCAGAUACCCAACCGUCGUUUCACUUUGUGGUGGUCGCCCACGAUCAACAGGGCCAACGUCUACGUCGGUUUCCAGGUGCAGCUCGAUCUUACCGGCAUCUUCAUGCACGGUAAAAUUCCCACCUUGAAGAUCUCCCUCAUCCAGAUAUUCAGGGCUCACUUGUGGCAGAAAGUGCACGAGUCCAUCGUGAUGGAUCUGUGUCAGGUGUUCGAUCAAGAACUUGACGCUUUAGAAAUUGAGACUGUACAAAAAGAAACGAUCCAUCCUAGGAAAUCGUAUAAGAUGAAUUCUUCCUGCGCCGAUAUUUUGCUCUUUUCGGCUUACAAAUGGAACGUUUCUAGACCGUCUCUGCUCGCAGACACCAAAGAUACGAUGGAUAAUACGACAACUCAGAAAUACUGGAUCGAUGUGCAGCUGAGGUGGGGAGACUACGAUUCUCACGACGUGGAACGUUACGCCAGAGCCAAAUUUUUGGACUAUACCACGGAUAAUAUGUCCAUAUAUCCAUCCCCGACUGGAGUGCUGAUUGCUAUAGAUUUGGCCUAUAAUUUGCAUAGUGCUUACGGCAAUUGGUACCCAGGAUGCAAACCUCUCAUCCAACAAGCCAUGGCCAAGAUAAUGAAGGCCAAUCCGGCCCUCUACGUCUUACGAGAACGUAUCAGGAAAGCCCUGCAGCUGUACUCGAGCGAACCCACCGAACCCUACCUCUCCAGUCAGAACUACGGAGAGCUCUUCUCCAACCAGAUCAUCUGGUUCGUGGACGACACCAACGUGUACCGCGUCACCAUCCACAAGACGUUCGAGGGAAACCUGACCACCAAACCCAUCAACGGCGCCAUCUUCAUAUUCAACCCGAGGACCGGCCAGCUGUUCCUGAAGAUCAUCCACACGUCGGUGUGGGCCGGCCAGAAACGUCUGGGACAGUUGGCCAAGUGGAAGACGGCCGAAGAAGUAGCCGCCUUGAUCAGGUCGCUGCCGGUCGAGGAGCAGCCCAAACAGAUCAUCGUCACGAGGAAGGGAAUGUUGGAUCCGUUGGAGGUCCAUCUUCUCGAUUUUCCCAAUAUCGUGAUCAAGGGUUCGGAGCUGCAGCUGCCCUUCCAGGCCUGUCUCAAGAUCGAGAAGUUCGGGGAUCUGAUAUUGAAGGCGACGGAGCCUCAGAUGGUCCUGUUCAAUCUGUACGAUGAUUGGUUGAAGACGAUAUCGUCUUAUACUGCUUUCUCGAGACUGAUUUUGAUACUGAGGGCUCUCCACGUCAACACGGAAAGGACCAAGGUUAUAUUGAAGCCGGACAAGACCACCAUAACGGAGCCGCAUCAUAUAUGGCCGACGUUGUCGGACGAUGAGUGGAUAAAGGUGGAGGUUCAGCUGAAGGACUUGAUACUUGCAGAUUACGGAAAGAAGAACAACGUGAACGUGGCCUCCCUGACACAAUCCGAAAUCCGUGACAUCAUCCUGGGUAUGGAAAUCAGCGCCCCCUCCGCCCAGCGGCAACAGAUCGCCGAGAUCGAGAAGCAGACGAAGGAACAGUCUCAACUCACCGCCACCACGACUAGAACGGUCAACAAACACGGGGACGAGAUCAUCACCAGCACGACCAGCAAUUACGAGACCCAGACGUUCAGUUCCAAGACCGAAUGGAGGGUGAGGGCGAUAUCGGCCACCAACUUGCACCUCAGGACCAACCACAUCUACGUCAGCUCGGACGACAUCAAGGAGACCGGAUACACCUACAUCCUUCCCAAGAACGUCCUCAAGAAGUUCGUCACUAUAUCCGAUUUGAGGGCGCAGAUUUCCGCGUUCCUCUACGGUGUUAGUCCGCCGGACAACCCGCAGGUCAAGGAGCUCCGAUGCCUGGUGCUGCCGCCGCAGUGGGGCACCCAUCAGACGGUGCACAUACCCAACACCCCGCCCAACCAUCCGUUCCUCAAGGACAUGGAGCCGCUGGGUUGGAUCCACACGCAGCCGAACGAGCUGCCGCAGCUCUCGCCCCAGGACAUAACCACCCACGCCAAACUGAUGGGCGACAAUCCCAACUGGGACGGGGAGAAGACGAUAAUCAUCACGUGUUCCUUCACGCCCGGGUCCUGUUCGCUCACUGCUUAUAAACUGACGCCUUCUGGUUACGAAUGGGGUAGGCAGAACACGGAUAAGGGGAACAACCCCAAGGGAUACCUGCCCAGUCACUACGAGAAGGUGCAGAUGCUGUUGUCCGACAGGUUCCUGGGAUUCUUCAUGGUUCCGUCUCAGGGAUCGUGGAAUUAUAAUUUCAUGGGUGUUCGUCACGAUCCUAGCAUGAAGUACGAGCUGCAGUUGGCGAACCCGAAGGAGUUUUACCACGAGGUCCAUAGGCCCGCCCAUUUCCUCAAUUUCUCAUCUUUGGAGGACGGUGAUGGUUCCGGUGCGGAUAGGGAGGAUGCGUUCGCGUAAGAAUCCCAUUCGAAGGUGAUUGUACAGUUAAUUAUUAAGUUAUAUUUUGUAGUAAAGUUGAUUUUUUUUAAACACUUGUGGAUUAUUGUCAUCCGAUAAUUUUUAAAUUUCAAUAUUGUGUAAUAUAAUGUUUAAAAUUC